Molecule: messenger RNA, 4197 nt
Organism: Paramecium pentaurelia
Lineage: Eukaryota; Ciliophora; Oligohymenophorea; Peniculida; Parameciidae
Source: the annotation of a GenBank genome assembly
AUGUCAAAUGAUGAUAAUUUUCUUAUAGAAAGUGAUGAUGAUGACCAUGAAGAUGAUGACAAUGAUCUAAUUUAAUAAUAAUCUCCUUUAGUAAGAACUUCUUUUACUAAUCCAUUAUAAUUUAAAAUUAAUUAGCAUUUCAAAGGUGAAAUUAAUGAUGAUGAUGAACAAUAAGUUAUUUUAACUAGAUCAUAAAACUAUUGUGGAGAUGCUAGUGCACAUAGUUAAAAUAGUGAAGAUCUCAAAGGAAUUACUCAUACAAAUAAUUCAUCUGAUGAUGAAUAAGAACCCACCAGAGUCACAUAAACCUUCAAUAACCCCUUACAUAAAAUCAAAGAAGAAGUUGAUGAAAGCUAUGAAAUUAAUAUUAAUAAUUCAGAUGAAGAAAUAAUUGUAAAUGAGUUUGCAAAAGCUCAUGAUUUAGUCAUUAAAAAUUGUUCAAUCAAAAUGGUAUGCAAAUAUUAUUUUAUUAUUAGAUAUACAUCUUUAUUAAUAUAUAAUUCAUUCACACAAAAAGGUUAGCCUUUUAAAUACUUUAAACCAAAUUAAUUUAAGAAAAAUAACACAAAAUAUUACAAAAAAAAUAAAUUGCCUCUCAUUUAACCAAGUGGAUAUUCAUUCAUCGAGAAAAAAAAAUCAAAGCCAAUUAUUUGAAAAAAUGGAAAUUGUAAAAUGCCAAAAAGAAACUUUAUGAUGAAGCAAAAAAGAGAAAUAUUGAUAAGACUAAAGAUAUAAGACAGGCAUAAGGAAAUACAAGUAUCACUAAUGAUACAACACUUUCAAAUAAAGCCUAACUUUAAACUAUAUAAUAACCUGGAGCUAUUAACAGUACUAAAUUAACCACAUAAACAUAACCAACAUCAGUAAAUUAAUCAUAUUAAAUUUAGUCAUAAUAAUAACCCCCACCACCACCACCACCACCUCCUCCAUUACCUAAUAGUACUUAAAAUGUGACAGCAGCACCACCACCACCACCUCCACCUCCAUUACCUAAUUCAUAAGCUCCUCCUCCUCCUCCUCCUCCUCCUCCUCCUCCUCCUCCGCCACCACCAAUGCCAGGUUAAUAGAAUCCUCCUCCUCCACCUCCUCCUCCUUUACCAGGAUAAUAAGCUCCUCCUCCACCUCCUCCAUUACCAGGCUAAUAAGCUCCUCCUCCACCUCCUCCAUUACCAGGAGGUGCCAGACCACCCCCACCACCUCCUCCUCCUUUAGGAAAUGGUCCUCCUCCUCCACCUCCAAUUCCAGGUUCUAAAAUUCCAGGUCCACCACCUCCUCCAGGAGGACCUAGACCACCUGGUCCACCUCCUCCUCCAGGAUAAGCUAGUGUAGGACAAGUAAAAUAUUUAUAAUAUAAGGGGACCUGGAAUAACAGUCAGAACACCAAAAAAGGAUAUGGCUCCAAAAAGAGUUCAUGUGAAUGUGUUAUCUAAAUUCAAGUUGAAAACAACAUUUUGGUCAUAAUAGAUAGAUCCACAAGGAACAAAAGUAAAAAUAAUAAUGACAUAGAUUCCAUUAUUGGAUUUUGAUUUAUUAGAAUCAAAAUUUUGUGAGAAGAUAGAUCCAAAUGCUAAUAAGAAAGAAACAAAAGCUCUACCAAAACCAACAUUAAUUUAUAUAGAAGAAUAAAAAAAAGUAAAUAACACAGCAAUAGUAAUGAUGAAAUUUCCAGUGAAGCCAAAUGUAAUAAUAGAAUGGUUGAAUGUACUUUCAGAUAAAUUAGAUAUGGAAUUGAUUGAGAAGUUGAUUUCAAUAGCACCUUUAGAUGAGGAUGCAAAAUUAUUAAGAGAAUUUGAAGGAGAUUGGACAAAGGUGAAUGAUGCUGAAAAGUUUUUAGCAGAAUUCAUAAAGGUAUAUAGAUAUAGAUAGAGAUUGGAUAGUUUAUUAUUUAAAAGAACAUUUGAUUAAGAAUUUAAUGAUACAUUUAAAAAGAUUGGUUAUUUAUAAGAACCAAUACUUCUAGUGAAAACAGACCCUCGUUUAAAAAUCUUUUUACAGUUAACACUAAAUAUAGCUAAUUUUUUAAAUCAUGGUACUCCAAAGGCAAAUGCUUGUGGAAUUGGAUUAGAUAGUUUGAAUGUAGUUGAUUCUAUUAAGGCUGUUGAUAAAAAAACAAAUUUAUUAACAUAUUUGACAAAGAUAGUGAAAUAAUAAGAAAUAAAAUUGAAAGUAUUUUUUGAUGAUGUACUAUUAUUGGAGGAUGCAUAAAAAGUAGAAUUAGCUGAUAUAGAAAAUAAAAUGAAUGAAUAUUUAAAAGGGUAUAAUUAUUAAUAAUAUUAAGAUUAAAGAAAAUUAAUGAUGAAAUAGUUGCUCUAUAAAAAGCAAUAGAUACUAAUAUAUUGACAGAGGAAUAGAAAGUUGCAUCAUAAAAAUUUAUGGAGAUAUUUUAAGAAUUUUUAAAAGAAGGAGAUUGGAAAAUGUAAGCAUAUUAAAAGAAAUUUGAAUAAAUAAAAUUAGAAAUAAAGUAAGUAGGUUAAAUGUAUGGAGAGAAUGAUAAUUACAAUAUUAAAGAUUUUUUAGGAUAAUUAUUUACAUUUGCAAAUAAAUUUAGAGCUGCAUACAUGUAUUAUUAUUACUAUUCAAAAGUAAAAUGGAAGUAGAUGAGGCAUUAGAAAGUAAACCAAAAGUUUAAUAAUAAGAUACAAAAAAUAGAUCUAAAACUUUAGUUUAAUCUACUCCUGAAACUUAAGGGAAUAAAAACUAAUUAGAUUCUAAAGUAAAUUAUUUUAAAGCAACAACACCUAGUAGUGGAAUGAGGAUGAGUACAUCUGCAAAAAUGAAUGCAAAGAAUGGUAUGAAUAAUUAAUAUUUAAUAUUAGUAAUGAGUGCUGUAGCAAAGUAAAGGGAAAGUAAAAUGCAUGAGAACAUUUCAAUAGUCUAAAAAUAAUAAUAAUAAUAAAUUAUACCAUAGGCUCCAGCCAAUAUUAUUUAAAAUGCUAGAACUGGUGUUAUUUCUUUUAAGUAAUGAUAAAUAUAUAUUUUUAACGAUUAUAAUUUUUAAUAUUACAUGGAUAAUUAACAAAGCCAAUAAGCAUUUUUAUCAAGUGUUUCCCUUCUAUUCAGUAAAUAUAUGUUUAAUAAUAUUUAGAAAUUAUCAAAUUUCCAUUUAUUUGUUAAAAUUGUGGAAAUAUAGAAGUUAUGAGAUAACUCUAAAAAAUAUUUAAUGAAAUUGAUGAAAUUGAUAUUGAUGAAUUAUCAAGUAGGAUAGUAUUAGUUUCAAAAUAAAUUCAGAAAAAGAAAGAUGAAAGUUUUGUUUCUGUUUAAUAAUAAAUCUAGAAAUCGUUGAAUUAUCUAUAACCAUUAAAAAUGGAUGAUCAAUAAUUAUUUAAUUUUGAAAAUCAUGAAUAAUGUUUAUAAAGAGUUUGUGAUGUAAGCAUAUUUUCUUUAUUUGAGGAUAUAUUUAUUAAUAUCUAGGAACAAUUAGAAAUAUAAAAUUCAUUAAAUGAAUUGAUUGCCAUAAUGCAGGAACAAUAAUUAUAAAUUAAUUAAUUUCCUUAAUCUAAGAACUUAUAAUUAAUAUCUGAAUAUAAUAACAAUAAGAUAAUUAAAGAAAGAUUGGAAGGAGCAUUAAAAAUUAAUUAGAGUCAUAAGGAAAUCCUUAAAGAGAUUCUAAUUAAAAUUGGAUAAGAUAAUUCUAAUUAAAAAAUUAAUUAUUAAAUAUCAAUUAAACAAUCUUAAUUAGAUCUUAUAUAUCUUAUUCAAUAAAAUUCAUUAUUGAAUGAAAAAAUAAAUGAAUUAGAAUUGUAAUUAAAAGAAAAAAACACUUAACUAUUAAAAUUUAGUUAUUAUAUUUAACAGAUUGAAAAUAGUUAAUAGAAUUAAAACAUUUAAUAUGUAGUAUCUUAAAAGAUUUCAUAAUAAGAUUAGAAUACUUAAUCAUAAUAAGAUCAAAAUAAUAAUAAUGUAUAAGAUAGUUAGACUAAUUAAUCAUAAUCAGAAGAAUUCUAUUCUAUUAUAGAUUAAAGUCUAAAUAAUUUUUAUGAAAAUCAAUGUAGAUAAAGUUUGGUUAAACCUGAAUAAUCUAUUACAGUACUUAAGCCUAUAAAUCAAAAUAUUUUAGUUUAAUAAAGUUUUCAAAAAUAGAAAGCAAACUAGAAUUCUGAGAGAAAAGUUAAUUUUAGUUUUGAUUAUGGAAAUCCUUUGGAAACAAAUAAUAGUUUUACAUAAUAAGAAGAUGAAAAUUACUAAUUUAAUUUUUGA